Molecule: messenger RNA, 6331 nt
Organism: Hemibagrus wyckioides
Lineage: Eukaryota; Metazoa; Chordata; Actinopteri; Siluriformes; Bagridae
Gene: sbno1
Product: strawberry notch homolog 1 (Drosophila)
Exons: 33
Coding region: 341-4561 (1406 amino acids)
Biological process (GO): regulation of DNA-templated transcription
Cellular component (GO): nucleus
Molecular function (GO): histone binding; chromatin DNA binding
Source: RefSeq, a predicted model, not a curated record
CCUCGUGUUGCGACGGCUGGUCACGUGAUGCGGGUUUAGCGCUCUCCUUCUCUGUCAACUUUUUUGCUUAAAACUACUAUUAAUAUGGCAGAUGUUGAACAUUUAAUGGUUAGUUUCGGUGCGUUUCCACUUAAUGCGCGUUUGCGUGCCGUUGGCGCCGCUACAGCGACGAAAAUCUGGCGUCGAAAUGUUCUUUCUUUCUGGUGGAAAAUCACGUGACCUCCACGCGAUUCUUGCCGUUUGGUAAAGAUGGCGGCGGAUGGUUAGAAAACAAGCGAAGCGAAGGGGCAACAUCCUUCAAACCGCCGCGACACUCGAGGUCCCUGGAAAUCGUUGAACGAUGGAUCCAGGACAAGAUUUGCUUCUUGCAGCCCUUAGCGAAAGUGGAAUCUGCCCAAAUGACCUUUUUGACAUUGAUUCUCAGGACACUGCUCAGUCCCCUGCCUCUCAACAGUCAGUAUCGAAGACUGCCCUUGACAUUGGUCUCGGUAGUGAAGCAGCUGGAAUUGUUGCAAUUGAACCUGCUGUGCCACCCACACCUACAGUCACAAUCCGACAGAAGCCUCAGCCCUCAACGACCACAUUCGUCUUAAAUCAACUGAAUCAACUGCCAUCACUGGGAACCAUCGUGGUCACAAAGCCCUCAGUGGGGACCUCCUCCAGACAGACCAUCACAGUAACCAAGGUGGUGCAGACAUCGUCAGCUCAGCGAAGCUCUUCCUCAUCCUCCAAUACUGCCGCCGUGUGCAGUGUGGUCCCACAGACUCGGGAGCAGAUUAAGCUGAAGGACCUGCUCCGGACUAGCGGUGUGAAGACAAACAGCCUCGGUGAACUUAUGAAGCUGAAGCCUCCACCUGAUAUUGUGCAGCCUGUUGCUACAGCCACAGGCACAAAGAUUAUUUUGCUCUCCUCAAAGUUGAUGAAUAAACCAGUGGAGGUAAACAAUGGUGUGAAGAAAGAGGUGUCGAGCAAAGAUGUCGCCAGAAUCUGGGCCAAUGAAGAAAUCAAAAUGCGGAGCUUUUCACCUGUAAAUAAGUUACCUGGAAUGAAGGAGGAGGAGGAGCCAGAGGAGGAAGAGGAGGAGGAGUUAGGUCACGCAGAAACAUAUGCUGAAUACAUGCCAAUGAAAUUGAAAAUAGGAGAGCGACAUCCUGAUCCUGUGGUGGAGACCAGCUCCCUCUCAAGUGUCAGCCCUCCUAAUGUGUGGUACAGACUUUCCAUUCCAGAGGAGACAAUCGACAGAGGCUGGCUAUCUGCUCUUCAGCUUGAAGCCAUUACAUAUGCCUGUCAGCAACAUGAGACAUUCCUUCCAAAUCGAGACAGAGCAGCUUACCUGAUCGGUGACGGUGCUGGUGUAGGAAAGGGAAGAACUAUUGCUGGAAUCAUAUAUGAAAAUUAUCUUCUGGGCAGGAAAAGAUCUCUCUGGUUUAGCGUCUCGAACGACUUGAAGUAUGACGCAGAGAGGGAUUUGAGAGAUAUUGGUGCAAAGAACAUCCAGGUCCAUUCUUUAAACAAGUUCAAAUAUGGAAAGAUUUCAUCAAAACACAACGGAAGCGUGAAAAAAGGUGUGAUCUUUGCUACAUACUCGUCCCUGAUUGGAGAGAGCCAAACGGGUGGAAAGUAUAAGACUAGAUUCAAACAAUUACUCCAUUGGUGUGGGGAUGAUUUUGAUGGUGUGAUAAUCUUUGAUGAAUGUCACAAAGCCAAAAAUGUUUGCCCAAUUGGGUCCUCGAAACCCACAAAGACUGGACUGGCUGUUCUCGAGCUCCAGAACAAACUACCAAGAGCACGUGUUGUCUAUGCCAGUGCUACAGGAGCUUCUGAGCCUCGGAACAUGGCUUACAUGAAUCGUCUUGGGAUCUGGGGGGAAGGAACGCCUUUUAAAGAAUUUUCUAAUUUUAUUCAAGCUGUUGAAAGAAGAGGUGUUGGUGCCAUGGAAAUUGUUGCCAUGGAUAUGAAAUUGAGAGGAAUGUACAUUGCUCGACAGCUGAGCUUCCAGGGUGUGACAUUUAAGAUUGAGGAAGUUCCUCUGACGCAAAACUACAUCAAAAUGUAUAACAAGUCAGUCCGUCUGUGGGUGAGUGCGAGGGAGAAAUUCCAACAAGCAGCCAACUUGAUGGACGCCGAACAGCGCAUGAAAAAGUCAAUGUGGGGACAGUUCUGGUCCGCACACCAGAGGUUCUUUAAAUACCUGUGUAUCGCUUCAAAAGUGCGCAGAGUGGUGCAGCUUGCCCGAGAGGAAGUAAAGAAUGGAAAGUGUGUGGUCAUUGGCCUGCAGUCAACUGGUGAAGCCCGAACACUCGAGGCCUUGGAGGAAGGUGGAGGCGAGCUCAAUGAUUUUGUCUCUACUGCAAAGGGUGUCCUGCAGUCAUUGGUGGAAAAGCACUUCCCUGCUCCAGACAGACAGAAGCUCUUCAGCUUACUGGGUAUUGAUCUGUCUGCAAAGAAAACACCUUCACCAGCAGAAACCAAGGAGGAGCAGAAGGGGAAAAAGAGGAAAGGUGCAGAGGUUAAAAAAGGAGCAAAAAAGUCCCGGAAAUCUGGAGGGCUUUCAGGCAGCAGUUCGGAUGAGAGCAAUUCGGAAGACUCUGACAAAGACGACAGUGACAAUAGCUUUGACUCGGUCAGCUCAGGAGAUGAUGAUGAUGAAGAUGAUUUCAACCCCUUCAAGGAUGAUUCCAGUGAGGAUGAAGAAGAUGAUCCUUGGCUAAUCCGUAAAGACUCUAAAAAGAGCAAGGAAAAGAAGAACAAGAAGAAGAAAAAGAGCAUAGACCCAGAUUCCAUUCAUAGUGCCUUGUUAGCCUCUGGGCUUGGUUCGACCAGGCCUGCUUUCACAACACCUGUUGUAAAACCGACAUCAAACAACACUGUUGCUCCUGCUAAAAGUGAACCUGAAGAAAGUAGCUGUGUGACCAGUAAUGACGCAGUGGAGGAUGCCCAGCAGAUGAAGAGGGAGCUGUUAGAGCAGCUCGAGAAACUGGCUGAGGAUCUGCCACCAAACACACUGGAUGAGCUUAUUGAUGAGUUAGGAGGCCCUGAAAAUGUGGCAGAGAUGACUGGACGCAAAGGCAGAGUAGUCAGCAAUGACGAUGGCAGCAUCUCCUACGAAUCAAGAUCAGAACUGGAUGUUCCUGUAGAAAUCCUGAACCUCACAGAGAAGCAGCGGUUCAUGGAUGGAGACAAGAACAUUGCUAUAAUCUCAGAGGCAGCCAGCUCUGGUAUUUCACUGCAAGCAGACCGUCGAGUGAAGAACCAGAGGAGAAGGGUGCACAUGACUUUAGAGCUGCCAUGGAGUGCAGACCGGGCUAUUCAGCAGUUUGGUAGAACACACAGAUCUAACCAGGUCACUGCUCCCGAGUAUGUGUUCCUGAUAUCGGAACUUGCUGGGGAACAAAGAUUUGCCUCCAUUGUUGCCAAAAGACUUGAGAGCUUGGGUGCUCUCACACAUGGAGACCGAAGAGCAACAGAGACAAGGGACCUCAGUCGAUUCAACUUUGACAACAAAUAUGGCAGAAAUGCUCUUGAGAUUGUUAUGAAGUCCAUUGUCAACUUGGAUGCUCCCUUGGUCUCUCCCCCGGCUCAUUUCGAAGGGGAUUUCUUUAAAGAAAUCCGCAAUGGUUUAAUUGGUGUGGGGCUGAUUAAUGUGGAGGAUAGGUCUGGUGUUCUCUCACUGGAUAAGGACUACAACAACAUUGGAAAAUUCUUAAACCGGAUCCUUGGCAUGGAGGUCCAGCAGCAGAAUGCCCUCUUCCAGUAUUUCUCUGACACUUUGAAUGCUGUCAUACAGAAUGCCAAAAAGAAUGGGAGAUAUGAUAUGGGAAUUCUGGAUUUGGGCUCUGGGGAUGAGAAGGUUAAAAAGAUUGAUGCGAAAAAGUUCCUGACACCAGGUUACUCCACAUCAGGCCAUGUUGAACUUUAUACAGUUAGUGUGGAGAGGGGUAUGUCAUGGGAGGACGCUACACAUAUCUGGGCAGAACAGAACGGACCAGAAGAUGGCUUCUACGUGCAGGUACGGAAUAACAAGAAAAUAGCCAUCAUGGUCAAAGAAGUCAACACCAAAAAGAGACUAUUCAUGGUGUACAGACCAAAUACGGGAAAACAGCUCAAACUGGAGACAUAUGCAGAUAUACGGAAGCGAUGCAAAAAGGUUGUUUCAGAUGAGGCUAAGCAGUGCUGGAUAGAUCAGUAUAGAUCUUCAGCGGAUGUUUGCUCUCAUGCCUAUUGGCGAGGGAACUGUAAGAAGGCAUCGGUGGGGCUGCAGUGUGAAAUAGGGCUGCGCUGCAGGACAUACUACGUCCUAUGUGGCUCCGUGCUCAGUGUGUGGACCAAAGUAGAGGGCGUCUUGGCCUCAGUCAGCGGAAGCAACAUGAAGAUGCAGAUUGUCCGUUUGAGAACAGAGGAUGGACAACGAAUAGUAGGUCUGAUCAUUCCAGCAAACUGCGUGGCUCCCCUCACCAACAUCCUGUCCUCAUCGGACCAAUCACAGCAGCUGGCUGUGCAACAGCAGCAGAUGUGGCAGCAGCUGCACCCACAGAGCCUCAGCCACUCUUUCAACACAUAGCAAAACCCAGUGGGCCAACAGCAGACAUGGGACCCCAGCACUGCAUCACGAGCCUUCCUCCCUGCCACCAUGCUAAGAGGAAGACUGCCUUUGUGUGUAUAGAGGCUCGCUGGACUACUGACUCAAAAGCUGUAAAGCCUCCCAAGUUGAAGAGGAAGUAGUGUGAGGAUGGGUUGGGAGAAUAGAAUAUUGUUCAGGCUGCUUGCUUUUUUUUUCUCUCCUCUGCCUGUGUUCAACCCCUUAUUCUUUAAAGCUGCGAAGUCAACCAUAUUUGUUUUUUGUUUUUGUUUUUUUACACAGGUCAGCGCUCAGGGGUUCAAUGUCACAUCAGUUCUCUUCCAGGCCUCAAAACAAAAAAGCAUGCUUUGUCUUGAUUUUGGACCCCACACUAUCCAGUCAUUGACCGAAUCUGUCUAUUCCAUCAUUUUUGCACUGAAAUAACAGUUUGGUCAAAGAUGUACAAUAUUUCCUCCAUAAUUGUAACAUUCAUUUAGGUUUGUUGACCAAUGUUUGCAUUAGUUCUGCACUGGACCUAUGAGCGUUAUGUAGGUAAGUUAUGGAAAUAUAUUCAGAGACAUCCAGAAAAGAAUUGGAGUGACAUUACCUUCAUAGCUCCAGUACAAAACCAGCUGAAACCAUCGUAGCUGAUAAGUUACAUUUGGGUAUGAAAAAUGUAUGCAUGGCCAAACUAUUUCUUUAAGAAUGUCCCAGUGUGCACUAAUACCAAAAAAAAAACUUUAUUUCUUCGAGGCCCCAUCAUACCUACUCCUAAGGAAACUCCUUUCCACAGAGAUUUUAGUACAGAACAGGAUGUAGUUGUAAAUUCAUUGAUUUACAUAGUAAGCUUGCUAGUCCUAAAAUAUAUAUAUAUAUACAUUUUUUUUUUUUUUCUUUUAGUUGGAGGAGAUACAUUUUUACAAGAACAGAAUUGCACAAUAAUUGCAUGGUAGGAUCCUGUGGGAUCUGCUUUUCUGCACUGUAACCCCCUCUGACAUUCUGUAGCAUGCGUAACGCUACCAACUGCAAACUUCUGUGAAGAGAUUUGUUGAAUGUCAUGGUGCAAAGAUGGUGGAAUACCCCUGUAAAGAUCAAACAAGAUCUCAAUCGAGUAAAGCUCUCCUAGGGAAAGCGCUGGCUCUUCAAUGGGUUAUACAAUUAUUAAAUUAUAAUAAUACCUACCCCUAAAGACUCGUCUGGGCUCAUCAAGAACUGACGCUGCAUGGUUGAAUGGAUAACUAGCUUCUUUAUUUUGUCUAUUUAUCAAACAAGUCAAUGUCUGAGAGGGUCAGUUUAUUUUUCUCCUUUGCUGUUUUUUUUUUUGUAUAUUUAAGUACAACAUUGUUCACUGAACAUUGUUAUAAACUGGAAUCCGCUUUAUUGGUAAGCUCCGUCGCUUUUAAUUAGCACAUUUCCUGCUUCUUGCUUUUAAUAUUUGCAGUCACACGGAACAUUUAAUGUGGUAGGGUGGAAGGACUGUAAUGCCUUUUCCCACCACCUCAUAAUUCAGUGUAAAAUGUUCACCAGGUGCAAAAUGCUAGGUUUUUUUCUCCAAUGUUUGUGUAUAGUUGCAUAUCUGAAGUUGUGUUCUGCUUAUGGUAUAGAUGUUGGCACACUUUAGGGACAGUGCCAUUUCAGCCUUGCACGAGUUGCACUACUGUUGGAUCACUUGUACAUAGAAAAAAAAAAAAAAAUCCCACCAACCCUCUGAACAUUGAGUGCAAGAUCUCUACCUCUUGCAUAUGACCAAUAAAUCUUGUGGUUAACCUUGAA